AUGGCAGGCACAGAAGAUGAACUUUUUGAAGUUGGAGACUCGUUUAAACUUCUCCAGGAAUCGGGAGAAUGGUGGCAAGUGGCUAAACUAAACCACAGGUUUCUGGAGAAACAGAAACCACAGGUGAAGUGCCUUACAACUACCCUCCGAGGGAAGAGACCGUUGAUGUACGACAUUUUUGAAACACUGAAUCGCUUUGAGUCAGAGAAUUUACUUUUGGCCUCUGCUAACACGGUCGGUGCUUUCCUGUUACGAUGCAGCGAAAAGGAUAUGUGCUCUCUGCCCAAGCCACAAGACCUUUCUCACAUCACCAUGGACGAUUGGGAGCUUCCCAAGGGGGAGUUCGUCCUGGAGGAGCAGCUGGGCAGCGGAUUCGUCGCUGACGUCUACCGCGGCACCUGGAAAGGCAUGGUCAACGUAGCCAUCCAGAUCUUGGUUUAUUAGUGUGACUCUAUGGACCACAGAGAGUUCCAGAAGGAGACUCAGGUGCUGAAAAGGCUGAGAAGCGCCCCCUACUACAUCAUCACAGAGAGCGCCCCCUACUACAUCAUCACCGAGCUCACGGAGAAGGGCAACCUGCUCAGCUUCCUGCGAGGUCAGGAGGGUAUGGACCUGCAGACCCUGACAUACAUGGCAAACCAGGUGGCUGAAGGGAUGACGUAUCUGGACGAGCAAAACAGCUUCCACAGAGACCUGGCAGCCCAGAACGUUCUGAUGGGGGAAGACAACAAUUGCAAAGUGGCUAAUUUUGGUCUGGCAUGGAUAAUCAAGGAACGAGUUUACCUGUCUGAAGAUAAAAAUAUCCCAUAUAAGUGGAGUCCUCCUGAGGCCAUUAGCCAUGGACGAUUCUCCAGAAAAUCUGACGUCUGGUCUUUUGGCCUCCUCCUCUAUGAAAUCUUCCCUUAUGGUGGAUGCCCUUAUCCAGGCUGCUCCAACCAUGAGGUCUAUCAGUUGAUCUUAGAUGGGUACAGAAUGCCCGUCCCCUCCAAAUGCCCAUUACAUGAAAUCAUGUUGAAGUGUUGGAUGGAGGAUGCAGAAGAAAGACCAAGCUUCAGGGAUCUCACUGUUUAUGGAGAAUGCCGGUUGGCUACUGGACUUCCACAUACUGCGAUACGUUUUUCAGAUCCAACAGAGGGCAGCAGUGAGUUAGGACACAAUGAAGAGGCUUGA
Molecule: messenger RNA, 1170 nt
Organism: Electrophorus electricus (electric eel)
Lineage: Eukaryota; Metazoa; Chordata; Actinopteri; Gymnotiformes; Gymnotidae
Source: RefSeq, a predicted model, not a curated record